Molecule: messenger RNA, 2909 nt
Organism: Acanthochromis polyacanthus (spiny chromis)
Lineage: Eukaryota; Metazoa; Chordata; Actinopteri; Pomacentridae
Gene: naalad2
Product: N-acetylated alpha-linked acidic dipeptidase 2
Exons: 20
Coding region: 121-2340 (739 amino acids)
Molecular function (GO): carboxypeptidase activity
Source: RefSeq, a predicted model, not a curated record
CCAUCUCACUCUGCCAUUCCCCUCACUGUGCUCUACUUAAACAAAUGAUUCUCUUUAUCUCUGCAAGUGUGCCCUGCAGAGUCCGUCGUGUUGCUGAGUGGGAGUCCAUACAGCUUUAAAAUGAGGAAGGAGAGCAGGCUGGUCCGCUGGAUCUGGUGGGUUGUGGUGGUGACAGCUUUGUUUUUCCUGGGCUUCGUCAUAGGCUGGUUUUCAAGGCCCACCCAUCCAAACACUGAAAACCACAAACCUUCCAGCAAGUAUCUGAAGGAGUUUCUGGAUGAAAUGCAGACAGAAAAAAUCAGGGAGCAUCUAAGGAAGUUCACUCGCCUCCCCCACCUGGCUGGUACAGAACAAAACUUGAAAUACGCCGAGCAGAUCAAGAACGAGUGGCAGGAGUUUGGAUUAGACUCAGUGGAGAUGGUGCCCUAUGACGUCCUGUUGUCCUAUCCCAACAAAUCACAACCAAAUUACAUCUCGAUAGUUGAUCAUCUUGGCAAUGAGGUUUUUAAGUCUUCCUUGGCUGAGCCGGUUCCGCAGGGUUAUGAGGACAUUCCCAACAUCGUGCCUCCGUACAGCGCUUAUGCUGCCAAAGGACAACCAGAGGGGGAUCUGGUGUACGUGAAUUAUGGCCGCACAGAGGACUUUUUCCAGUUAGAGAGGCAGAUGGGCAUCAAUGUUACUGGGAAGAUUGUCAUUGUCCGAUAUGGGAAAAUUUUCAGAGGCAAUAAGGUGAAGAACGCCAUAUUAGCAGGAGCGAAGGGGAUCAUUAUGUUCUCAGACCCUGCAGAUUACUGGGCUGCUGGAGUCCAGCCCUACCCUGAUGGCUGGAACCUGCCAGGUGGAGGAGCUCAGAGAGGAAAUGUUCUGAAUCUGAACGGAGCAGGAGACCCUCUGACACCAGGGUAUCCCGCUAAAGAAUACACCCACAGAUUCAGCCUGGAGGAUGGAGUGGGACUCCCCAAGAUCCCCGUGCAUCCAAUUGGCUUCCAUGAUGCAAUCCAUCUGCUGAAGAACAUGGGAGGAGAGAUUCCACCCAAUAACUGGAAAGGGGCUCUGAAUGUCUCCUACAUGAUUGGUCCGGGCUUUAUGGAUGACUUCAAGAGCCAGAAGGUGCGUAUGAACAUCUACACAAACAACCAGGUAACCAGGAUCUAUAAUGUGAUUGGAAGGAUUAGAGGAGCUCUGGAGCCAGACAGAUAUGUGAUCCUGGGAGGGCACCGCGAUGCCUGGGUGUUUGGAGGAAUUGAUCCCAUGUCUGGAGCUGCGGUUGUGCACGAAACUGUCAGGAGUGCAGGCAGGCUGCUCAGUAAAGGCUGGAGGCCGAGGAGGACUAUAAUAUUUGCCAGCUGGGAUGCAGAGGAGUUUGGACUGCUGGGUUCUACAGAAUGGGCCGAGGAUAAUGCCAAACUGCUGCAGGAGAGAGCAGUGACCUACAUCAAUGCAGACUCUGCUAUAGAGGGCAUGUACACACUGAGGGUCGACUGCACUCCAUCUCUGCACACUUUGGUGUACGACCUCACCAAGCAGAUAGCCAGUCCAGAAGAAGGAGAGGAUGGAAUGUCUCUGUAUGACAGCUGGCAUAAGAGGGACAACUGGACAAACGAUCGUGAUGCACCCAGGAUCAGUAAACUCGGGUCAGGCAGCGAUUUUGAGGCCUAUUUUAUCCGUUUGGGAAUCGCGGCAGGCAGAGCCAGAUACACGAAGAACAAGAAAACAGAGCGAUACAGCAGCUAUCCAGUCUAUCACAGCGUGUACGAAACCUUCGAGAUCGUGGAGAAGUUCUACGACCCUUCCUUCAGGAGGCUUCGAGCGGUGGCCCAGGUGAGAGGUGGACUCAUCUUCCUGUUGGCUGACUCCCAGCUGCUGCCUCUGGAUGUGAACCAGUAUGCAGACUCACUGAGGAAGUACGCUCAGAGCAUCGCACAGCUGGCACAGAAGAACCCGGAGGAGAUGGAGAUGUACGGCGUUUCGUUUGAUUCCCUGUUUUCUGCAGUGGAGAACUUCACAGCUGCAGCCACAGGUUUCCAUGAGCGCCUUGAGACUCUCAACACAGCAGAUCCUUUGCAGGUUCGCAUCAUGAACGAUCAACUCAUGUACUUGGAGAGAGCCUUCAUAGACCCUCUGGGCUUACCUGGAAGACCCUUCUACAGGCAUGUGAUUUUUGCUCCCAGCAGCCAUAAUAAAUAUGCAGGGGAGUCUUUCCCUGGGAUCUACGAUGCAUUGUUUGACAUUGAGAACUCAGCUGACCCAGAGAAGGCCUGGGAAGAAGUGAAGCGUCAAAUCAGCAUAGCAGCGUUCACGGUCAACGCUGCAGCCACAACACUGACACCACCUGCAUGAAGAGCAGCUGAAGAAAUGUGAUCUGACUAAAGCGUCAACAUGUGAUGAAAGGAUGUCUGCUCCCUUCAACAAACACAUCAGGGAAUCCUUGUUUCUUAUCUGGUCGCUGCUCCAGAACAUGCAGACCUCAGCAACACUGUGAAAGCCUGAUUCACAUCCCCUGAAGUUUAAAAAAUGUAUUUUUGAUCUUUUGUGUUUCAUGUUUGUGUUUUGUUAUGUGGCUGCAGUGAAGAAAUAAGUUAUGUUUUUAAUGUCUUCUUGUUGAAUUUUUGUAAUAUUAGUCAGUGGCUACAAGACACUCAAAUAAAUCAGUCAAUCCUUUAUGUUAAAAUAAUUCAUAUUGUAUGCAGUGGCCAGAAGAAAAAAACAAAAUAUGAGAGACAUAGCACUGAGUUUAUUUAGACAGGGAGAUAUUUUUGAUAAAUCCUUUUGUUGUGUGCUUUGUAAAAUGAUGUUUUCUUAUGGAAAUGCAGAUGGUAAAUUUAGUCUAUACAAUGUUUUGGUGAGUUUUUAAAGUCAUGACACAAACAUGUCAUUAAGAGGCAAUAAAACAAUUUGACCAACAGUCA